Heterobasidion irregulare TC 32-1 is the source of this 171-nucleotide messenger RNA. RefSeq lists its product as uncharacterized. Lineage: Eukaryota; Fungi; Basidiomycota; Agaricomycetes; Russulales; Bondarzewiaceae. The transcript has a single exon. The record is from RefSeq and is a predicted model, not a curated record. The annotation marks the transcript as partial.
UUCAAGUGUCUGAAUGACACUUCUUGCUGCUGCUAUUGUCGACUGCUUUACAGUCAGCCUGACUUUGAGAAUGUUGAGUCUAUAUUAGAGACUCAUUGUCAAGCUCAUGGUUUUCAAAUUAUUUUUCUUCCAAAAUUUCACUGCGAGCUCAGUCCAAUUGAGCAGUGUUGA